Zymoseptoria tritici IPO323 is the source of this 1542-nucleotide messenger RNA. RefSeq lists its product as uncharacterized. The coding region runs from base 272 to 1348 and encodes 358 amino acids. The transcript has 2 exons. NCBI's taxonomy places the organism in Eukaryota, Fungi, Ascomycota, Dothideomycetes, Mycosphaerellales, Mycosphaerellaceae. The record is from RefSeq and is a predicted model, not a curated record.
UCACAGUCUGGCUGUGCAAGCUGUGGUUGCUUGUCGUGCCAGCUGCCUCCAAGGGGAGCUUCCACCUUUGAAAAAGCUUGUCCCGAGAGCGCUCCCCCAAUCUCUUGUGAGCAGAAGCCGAGAGGAAACAACAAUCCACCACCACACCACUCUCCACUCCACCCUCAACGCUCACGCAUCGCAUCCUCUCGGUCGAAUAGACCAGCGACUCACCAAUUCCUCCUUCACCCCACAUCGGCGCUGAGUCCUGACCAGGAUUGUGCACGUCGCCAUGUUUCGCUCCGGUGCUUCGCGGUCUCUGCUCCGCUCGCUCAAUGCCUCGCAACAACCCGCCCUCCGACCUGUGCAGCGCCAAUUGACCUCGCAGCUAUGCACGAUCGCUCGCCGUCCGCAGGUGCUGGCCAUGGCCAGACCAUUGGCUAUGCAGCUUGCACGCGCGCAAUACGCGACGGUGAACAAGAUUGAUACCAAGGCCGAGGCUGCGAUUGGGAAGGAGAGACUUCCGGUGGACUCGGGUGUUAGCACCGACUCGAGCGCUCACCCAGUCUUUGGUGAAGUCGGCGGUGCGGCGGAGCGCGAGGACGAUACGGAUAUGAUGGCGGGUGUGAAGAAUGACCUCAAAACAAUCAAGGACACUUUCAGCUUGGAAGAGGUCCCUCGUCAGGCAUACUACAUUGGUCUGGCCGGUGUCCUGCCCUACGUUGGUACAUCGCUCAGCACGAUCUACUGCUCGUGGGAGAUCAACCACGCAGCAGCUGCUGGCUCCGGGUUUCUCAUGGAGGGCAAGACGGCCGAGCUCCUGCUGCACGUUCUCGAGCCAUUGCAGGUUGGCUAUGGCGCUGCCAUCAUUUCUUUCCUGGGCGCCAUCCAUUGGGGUCUCGAAUUCGCCAAGUACGGCGGCGAGCACGGCUACCCUCGCUACAUGAUCGGAGUGGUCAACACCGCUCUCGUCUGGCCUACGAUCCUCAUGCCUGUCGAGUACGCGCUCAUCUCGCAAUUCCUCAUCUUCACCUUCUCUUACUACCGAGACUCGCGCGCGGCCAGGCUCGGCUGGGCGCCGCACUGGUACGGAGUCUACCGCUUCAUCCUGACAUUCAUUGUCGGCGGCGCCAUCGUCCUAUCUCUCGUUGCUCGCGGUCAGAUUACCGAGGAGAUCAGCCGUCCUUCUGGACCUGCUCAGCGCGUGCGUGAUUUGAGGGCACACUCGGCCGAGCAGCUCGCGGAGGAGGAGACUGCCCGCCGAAAGUAUUUGGCCGAGAAGGAUGACGACGAGGAGGAGGAAGAGGAAGAAGAGGAAGAGGGUGGUGACGACGAGGAAGGAGGUGAUGAGAAGGAGGACAAGGAGUGAGGUCGUGAUUGUAGAGAGAGAACCUGAGUCGGGGCAUGUCGUCAAAGAGGAUCAGUCGGGACGUAAUCUGGCUGAGGCGAUGCUCACACCUAGCAUUCGGCAUCCAUGGCCCUCCAAAGCGGCCACCUCUUGUAUUGUAGAAGUGUGAUCGUCACUGUACAUUGUCAAAAUUGGAAAGCAUCAUGGUGGCCCAG